Scomber scombrus (Atlantic mackerel) is the source of this 6547-nucleotide messenger RNA. RefSeq names its product ArfGAP with GTPase domain, ankyrin repeat and PH domain 1 (gene agap1). The transcript is spliced from 18 exons. The coding region runs from base 862 to 4521 and encodes 1219 amino acids. NCBI's taxonomy places the organism in Eukaryota, Metazoa, Chordata, Actinopteri, Scombriformes, Scombridae. Gene Ontology annotation, molecular function: GTP binding; protein binding; GTPase activator activity. The record is from RefSeq and is a predicted model, not a curated record. Gene Ontology annotation, cellular component: nucleus.
CUGCUUGGUUGUCGGUGUGUGGAGCUGGGAGUGUGUGUGUGUGUGUGUGAGAGAGGAGGCACCGGAGCCUUGUGUCGUUUGUCAGGAGGUGUGGAGCGGAGGCAGAGGGGUGUACUGUGCAGGCCUCUCUCUCUCUGUCUUUAAACAGCAACACGGACAUUUAAAUCACAAUUGGAGCCUUGUAGAGGUGAGGGAGGCCCGGCUUGGCUGGCUGGCUGCUCUGCGGGGGAUGUGUGAACACAAUGGGAGACGACGCGCUGCCACCGGCCGGGACUAGAAUAAUAUUUACCUCCCUCUAUCUAUCCUUCUCUCUCUCUCUUUCUAUCCGCGCUGUUUGAAAUGGAGACCAGGAUACAUGAGCAGGACCAGGAUCCAGAGCUGUCAGUGGAGGAGGGACUGCAGCGGGUUUAAGGAGUGAGUGUGUCCCGGGGUGAAAGUGUUUGUUCCCAGCUGGGUGAGAGGAGGAGGAGGAGAGGAGGAGAGAGGACACGCUGCUGCCUGUUUGCUGCAUUUGGGUCCAGUUUAAAAUUCCUCUGGGAUGAAGGCGGAAUGUAUUUCCUGCGUCAAAGUGCACACUGUUUGCACAUCUGGAUAAAGGAAUAAUCGGUUGGUGCCCCCCGAGUUGUUUCUCCUCUUUUAAAACAAAUACUGGUUAAACCCGUUUAACCGUCUGAAGAGAAGAGAAACGCUGCGAGGUCAUUGAGUGAUUGUAACCCUCAUGUGCAUCAUCAGUCUGCAGGUUAGUGGCAGGAAGCAGCAGCACUGCUCUUAAUGUUGGUGCUAGAAAGAUUUUAGGAUCAUUUAAAGAGUUUAAAGUGAGAGUCUAAGAGGUGAAGAAGAGGAGGAGGAAGAGGAGGAGGGAUGUACCUGCUGGACAGUAACUGCUCUGACAGGAUGGAGAGGGGCACGCCUCAGAGGAAGACCGUGUACCGGAUCUCUCUCACCUUGGUGAAGAGGGAGAGUCUGGAUGAUGAUGAGGAUGAAGGUGGGUCAGGAUCCAGGCGGGCGGAAAACCCCAAAGUGGGCUCCUUCAGGCGGGAGAGCUCGGUGGAGAUCCAACGCAGCGGCCUCCUGGAGCAGCUGCAGGAGGAGGAAGAUGAGUCUGAUGAUCUGUCCUCCUCUCACGGCUACAUGAGGAAGUUCAGGACGUUCAGCACGGGGCAGCUGGAGCUGGGCCGCCUCAAGAUCUGCAGGAAGCAGCAGAUGCAGAAGGAGCUGAAGGAGAAGGCCGUCAGCCCGUUAGCUGAGAGCAGGCCGGCUCAGAGUCAGGAGGAGGCGCAGGAGGAGGCGCAGGAGGAGGUGCAGGAGGAGGUGCAGGGGGAGAGCGGAGAGCAGGAGACGCAGGAUUCAGACGGGCUUAAAGAGGAUGUUUGUAGUGAAAGUCCUCCGCUAGAGAACGGCGUGAGCAAGAAGAAGAGACUCCUGAAGGCGAGGAGCAUGGAGGAGAGGAGCAGCGAGCCUCCUCUCAGCGCCAAUGGCAACACGUCUCACUCUAAAAGCAACGGCAAAGUGGCCAAAGCGUCGUCCCCGGAGACGCCGCCUCUGAAGCGCCCAGCUGGCCUCCUGCGCCGCAGCUUCAGCUUCAGACACUGGACGGGUGGCGAGCUGCUGCGUCUGCGUGCGCUCUCUAAAGACAAACACCACAGCAGCUCUGGAUGCAUCAGCAGGGAUGAGAAGGAUGCUGAGGCCGCCGUGAUGCUCCAGAACCCGACCCCGACGCCGACCCCGUACCGCAGCGACCUCACCCGAGAGAAGAGCCGCACGCUGGAGGUCGGCGCCGUCCUCAACAAGACUGACUCCAUGUCAGAUCUGAGCCGCUGGGAGCGAGCGCGCGGCAACAAGAACCGCACGCUGGACAACAGUGACCUGCAGCGGCUGGCGGCUGAGAAGGACGCGGCGGGGUCGGGCUUCCUGCGUGGCGGCGCAGGACGCUCCAGUGAGAGAAGGCUGGUGCGGUUCUUCAGCGGGAUCUUCUCCAGGAGGGACGGCACCGCCACCUCCACACCACUGGGAAGCCCCAGCACCAACAGAUCACUGCGGCGGGGACGGAGGACGCAGUCCAGCACGGAGAGCGUUAACGGAGGAAACGCUGACGAUGCAUUUGUGAACAGUCAGGAGUGGACGCUCAGUCGGACAGUACCAGAGCUCAAAGUGGGCAUAGUGGGUAACCUAGCGAGUGGUAAGUCAGCGCUGGUCCACAGGUACCUGACAGGAACCUACGUCCAGGAGGAAUCACCUGAAGGCGGUCGUUUUAAGAAGGAGAUCGUUGUAGACGGUCAGAGUCACCUGCUGCUCAUCAGAGAUGAAGGAGGCCCCCCGGAGGCUCAGUUUGCUCUGUGGGUAGAUGCUGUGAUCUUUGUGUUCAGUCUGGAGGAUGAGAUCAGCUUCCAGACUGUCUAUCACUACUUCAGCCGACUCGCUAACUUCAGGAACGCACAGGAGCUGCCACUGGUGCUGGUGGGAACGCAAGACGCCAUCAGCUCAGCAAACCCUCGAGUCAUCGACGACAGCCGAGCCCGAAAACUCUCCAACGACCUCAAACGCUGCACCUACUACGAGACCUGCGCCACCUACGGGCUCAACGUGGAGAGGGUCUUCCAGGACGUGGCUCAGAAGAUCGUGGCCACCAGGAAGAAGCAGCAGUUGUCCAUCGGACCGUGCAAGUCGCUCCCCAACUCACCCAGUCACACGUCUGUCUGCGCCACGCAAGUGUCAGCCGUCCACAUCAGCCAGACGAGUAACGGCGGCGGCAGUCUGAGCGACUACUCGUCCUCGGUGCCGUCCACGCCGAGCACCAGCCAGAAGGAGCUCCGCAUCGACGUGCCUCAGACCACCAACACGCCCACGCCCGUCCGGAAGCAGUCCAAACGCCGCUCCAACCUCUUCACCUCGAGGAAGGCCAGCGAGCCCGACAAGGACAAGAAAGGUCUGGAGGCUCGAGCCGACAGCAUCGGCAGCGGGAGAGCUAUCCCCAUCAAACAGGGCAUGCUGCUGAAGAGGAGCGGCAAAUCCCUCAACAAGGAGUGGAAGAAGAAGUAUGUGACUCUGUGUGACAACGGGCUGCUCACCUACCAUCCCAGCCUGCAUGACUACAUGCAGAACGUGCACGGUAAAGAGAUCGACCUGCUGAGGACUACGGUGAAGGUUCCGGGGAAACGGCCGCCGCGAGCCGUCUCCACCUGCGCCGCCAUGCCGAGCCCCAAAACCAACGGCCUGACCAAGGACAUGAGCAGCCUGCAGCUGGGACAGAAUGCAGGUUCGGUGACCAGCAGCUCGUCAGUGUCUCAGAUGGCGAGCGGUGUCAGUCUGGUGUCCUUUAACAGCCGUGGUGGUGUGGAGGGGAUGCACCAGCGCUCAUACUCCGUCUCCAGCGCCGACCAAUGGACCGACGCCACCGUCAUCGCCAACUCUGGAGUCAGCACGGAUACAGGUCUGGGAGACUCUCUGUGUUCCAGUCCCAGCAUCUCCAGCACCACCAGUCCCAAGAUGGAGCCUCCGCCGUCGCCUCACGCCAACCGUAAGAAGCACCGGAGGAAGAAGAGCACCAGCAACUUCAAAGCCGACGGCCUCUCUGGUACUGCGGAAGAACAAGAGGAGAACUUUGAGUUCACCAUCGUGUCUCUGACGGGUCAGACGUGGCACUUUGAGGCGACGUCGUACGAGGAGCGAGACGCCUGGGUUCAAGUCAUCGAGAGCCAGAUCCUGGCCAGCCUGCAGUCCUGUGAGAGCAGCAAGAACAAGUCUCGUCUGCCGAGCCAGACGGAGGCGAUGGCUCUGCAGUCCAUCAGAGGUAUUCGAGGAAACGGUCGCUGUGCCGACUGUGAGACGCAGAAUCCGGACUGGGCCAGUCUGAACCUGGGCGCUCUGAUCUGCAUCGAGUGUUCGGGCAUCCACAGGAACCUGGGAACCCACCUGUCCAGAGUCCGCUCCCUGGACCUGGACGAAUGGCCGCUGGAGCUCAUCAAGGUGAUGUCGGCCAUCGGCAACGAGCUGGCCAACAGCGUGUGGGAGGCCAACGCUCAGGGACACAUGAAACCAGGACCGGACGCCAGCAGGGAGGAGCGGGAGCGUUGGAUCCGGGCGAAGUACGAGCAGCGUCUGUUCCUGGCGUCGCUGCCCGGCACCGACAUGUCGCUGGGGCAACAGUUGCUCCGGGCGACGGCCGAGGAAGACCUGCGCGCUGUGGUGCUGCUGCUAGCGCACGGCUCCCGACAGCAAGUCAACGAAACCUGCGGAGAAGGAGACGGACGCAACGCGCUGCACCUCGGCAGCCGCAAAGGCAACGUGGUCAUCACACAGCUGCUCAUCUGGUACGGUGUGGAUCUGAUGGCGAGGGAUGCUCAUGGUAACAGUGCGAUGGCGUACGCUCGGCAGGCCAACAGUCAGGAGUGCGUGGACACGCUGGCGCAGUACGGCUGCCCCGACGAGCGUUUCCCGCUCAUGGCCACGCCCAACCUGUCGCGCCGCAACACCAACCGCAACAACAGCUGCAGCAGCGCCGGCAGCGCAGCGCUCAUAUGACCUCACCCUCACCAUGUGACUCUGUUUGACCAAUAAAAACUCUUUGGGAGAAUCUGACGUUUAUUUUGGGAACCACUACCUGUCGUGACUCUAAGCCCCGCCCACCUCACCUGACGACCGCCGGCGAAAAACAGCGAGACACUGCCGGCAGGUCGGUGGCGGCGCUGCGUCCACGUGUCCGUUUGGGAGAACAUGCAACAGGAACAAAAACCCAAAGCAUGCUGGGAAAUGUGGUCCACAAUCACCUGAGCUCUCCGGAGCAUUUUGGGAAAUAAUCAUGUGACUUAUGACGACCAAUGAGGGCGCAGUCUGAAGCUCCGUGGACAUCGUACCUCAUCACACUACGAGGCCAGUCGAUCUGCUUUCUACCCGACAGCCAAUCACAUCUGUCGAAACCUUCCCCCCACCAAUCAUUUCUUCCUCUGAACACACGAAGAAGAAAAAACUGUGAGACUGAAAAUAAUCACGAAGGAAACGAGGUGGAGUCUGCAACCCUGCUCAUCAUCAUCAUCAUCAUCAUCAUCUUCAUCACGUCUGUCUGCAGCAGUGUUCGCCUCCUCUCUCCUCUUUGUUUUGUUUUCUAAUGAAUUCUGUGAACUCUCUCCGGCCUUUUACACUUUUUUUUGUUUUGUUUUUUUAUGUGAAAAAUAUCUUGAUGUAAAACUUUUAAGAGGAAAAAAAACCGAUAUCAGAUCUUAGAGGUAAAAAGUGAUAGAUCGCAUGUCCUACACACUUUUUGCUCUUUUGGUUGUUUUGUUUUUUUAAUUUAAGGCAUUUUUUCCUGGAUUGUGUAUAUUAUUGUAUCUUGAUGUGCAUUGCUGGACCAAUGGUUAAAAAUGUCAACAUGGGGAAGGUUUUUUUUUUUUUUGUUUCUUUUUGUUAUAUUCGGGUGUAUAAAGUCGUGGAGUGUACAGAAGCUGUUGCCAGGCUCAGGGACCGGAGACUGUCAUAUAAAACAUCCUGUUGUCUUUUCCCACAGAGUCUUUAAAACCAACAUUUAACUUUUCUUUUUUACACUUCAGUCGGUUCAGCAAACACGAGACGAGGUUCUAGAUUAAUACUGGACUUAAACAUCUGGUCCCAUUUAUCUCCAGUAGGAAGAAAUACACGUUUUCAUGGCUGCAGCUAACGAUUUAAAAACUGUUUGGUUUAUAAAAUGUUAGAAAAAUGUGAUAAAUGACUCAGAAUCAGAGCCGACACAUUCAUAAGAAACAAUAAGAAAAUACACAUAUUCAUAUUUUGGGGCUUAAACUGAUGUUUAAAUAAUAAUUUUAGUCAUUUUUUAAGCAAAACUGACAAACAUGGAUCUAGGAUGUGAUGCUUUUCUUACAGUAAACUGAAUAUCUGAGUAGUUUUCUUGGACUUUAUAGACUGAAAGACAAUAAUCGUUAGUUGCAGCCUGAACUGAACCUGAUCCACGUUUCCCUGAAGUUUUUUUUUUUUUAUUAUUGUGUGUAAAAAAAAAAGAAAAGGAAAAAAAGAAAGAAAUUAAUGAAAAAGACGACGGACCGUUAAGCAGCUAAGAAGCAACACGGAACGAAAAAGGGAAUUUUUUUUUGUACAUGUGAGUUUUAAUGGGUGUAAUCUGCUGUCAGCUCUGACCAAUCACAGCAGAGCAGUUUGUGUUUGAUGCUCACAAAAAAUAAUGUUUGUGUGUGUGAAGACGUGUCUGUCCGAUCUGCUCAGCGAAUCACUAAGAAGGGCUUCUUCUUCUUCUACUACUACUACUACUUCUUCUUCUUCUGGUCUGGAAACCUUCAUGUAAAUAAUCUCCUCUCUCUAUUUCUCUCUAUCUCUCUUUCUCUCUCUCUCUCUUUCUCUCUGUCGACAUGUAAAGUUAGAGAAACACAGGAAGUUCUUAACACCAGUGUGUCUGUUUGCAGAGUGGAAGUAGAAGUUUGGCGGUUUUAACCAGACGUUUAUAUAUCGUUGGUUCUCGACUCGUAAAUGUUCGUAGUUAUGCCAACAACCAUUUUCAGUUUUUAGAGCCGCCUCCCAACGCUUAGCUGGACCAAUCAGGACGGAG